This is a messenger RNA of Amphimedon queenslandica, 548 nucleotides long. RefSeq lists its product as uncharacterized. The record is from RefSeq and is a predicted model, not a curated record. The coding region runs from base 134 to 547 and encodes 137 amino acids. The transcript is spliced from 2 exons. NCBI's taxonomy places the organism in Eukaryota, Metazoa, Porifera, Demospongiae, Haplosclerida, Niphatidae.
AAGUACCGCAAGAAACCUGGCACAAUCCCAUAUCACUAUUUGAGUUUGAAAAACAAAAUCAAAUAUUGGUGUUCAUCUAAAUCCUUUUGUGAAAAGAUGACUGCACACUGGAAGGAAAAGGAGAGAUGGAUUCAUGGAGUUUCUUCUCAUCGUCGGCAAGAUCCUCUUUUGCGAGAGAUUUGGGAUGGGGAACGAUUUGCAGAACUCAGCUGGUUUUGGGAUCCAGAUCGAACAUGGUUGCUUCAAGUUAGGUGUCAACAGUGGAUCAAUUGUCAGUUCAGAUGUAGUUUCUUCAUUGCCUGACAGCAAUAUUCAAGGUUUUAAGAGAGUUCAUUGUCCAAUGUGUCACUCCACUUGUGACUAUUUUUUGGAAUUUGCUAAAGGUGAUCCAAGGAACAUUGCCCUCAUAGGGCAAUGGGAUGGCUGGCAACCAUUUUCAACUUUAUGCAAACAUAGCUGUGGUUCAAUAGAAGUACAAGUAGCUACAAUGUCAAAAGAAGAUCGUUCAAAGAUAGAGGAAGUGUAUGUUUGUGGAUUUGUACCAUGAU